AUGGUCCUGGUACUGCAGCCACUAUUGUCCUCCGGUAGUCGGAUCGAGUCGCGUAGUCACAAGAGCAAUAAGGGCGACGAGGGCGACGAAAGCCACGAGGGCUACGAGGGUAAUGACGGUAACGAUAGCCACGACGGGCACGAUAGCAACGAGGGCCAUAAGGGCUGCGAGAGUAACGACGGCCACGACGGUAACGAGGGUAACAAGGGCGACGAGGGCGACGAGUGCGACGAAAGCCACGAGGGCUACGAGGGUAAUAACGGCAACGAGGGUAACGAGAGCAACGAGAGCAACGAGAGCAACGAGAGCAACGAGAGCAACGAGAGCAACGAGAGCAACGAGAGCAAUAAGUAA
This is a messenger RNA of Purpureocillium takamizusanense, 354 nucleotides long. RefSeq lists its product as uncharacterized. The record is from RefSeq and is a predicted model, not a curated record. Lineage: Eukaryota; Fungi; Ascomycota; Sordariomycetes; Hypocreales; Ophiocordycipitaceae. The transcript has 2 exons. The coding region runs from base 1 to 354 and encodes 117 amino acids.